Messenger RNA from Plasmopara halstedii, 1569 nucleotides. Its product is annotated as Nucleolar protein NOP52/RRP1. The transcript has 2 exons. Gene Ontology annotation, cellular component: preribosome, small subunit precursor; nucleus; preribosome, large subunit precursor. NCBI's taxonomy places the organism in Eukaryota, Oomycota, Peronosporomycetes, Peronosporales, Peronosporaceae. The record is from RefSeq and is a predicted model, not a curated record. Bases 1 to 1569 code for a protein of 522 amino acids. Gene Ontology annotation, biological process: rRNA processing.
AUGGAGAAUGCCGCUUCUCGCUUUGGUCAGCACCUUGCGCAUACCGAAAAAAAAUAUCGUGACCGUGCUGUAAAAAAGUUGACAAUAUACUUAACAAAGAAGAAAACAUGGACAGCAUUGGAAUGGGACAAACUUUGGAAAGCAUUGUUUUACUGCAUGUGGAUGAGUGACAAACGUCCUGUUCAAGAAGAAUUGUCGACUAAUUUAGCUGCACUUGUUCAUCGUAUUCCAACUGCUAACAUGGCGUUAGAAUUUGUGCAUUCGUUUUUUCGUACUAUGCAUCGUGAGUGGCAUGGACUUGAUGGUCUUCGUCUUGAUAAAUUUUACUCAUUAGUACGUAAAUUUAUCCACGAGACUAUUGUAUUACUGCGUAUACAAGAUUGGCAAGAAAAGUUGGUGCAAGAGUUUGUCAUGAUUUUAUCUACAGAAGUUGUCAAUCAAUUGCCAAAUGGAUUACGUUUGCAUUUAGCGGAUGUAUACUUGACGGAAGUGUAUACAGCAGCAAAAGAUGUGACAACGAAGGCAUUUGUGAUGCUACUAGAGCCAUUUUUCUCUUUAUUAACGUCUGAGUAUGAUAAAACAGUGUUUAAGCGUGUACGAGAUGUUGUGUUUGAAGAUAUGGUGCGAAAGUACCAAUUUCAAUUGUAUAGUGAUGAUAAAAAGGAGAUGAAUUGCGAGAAAGAAGCAACGGAUGAUGAAGAGGAGACAAUGGUGUUUGAAUGUGUGGACUUAGCACAAGUACAACAUCGUAUCUUUGCUAUUGCAUCAGCAGAUGAUACAAUUGAAUGUAAUCGUGCAGCACUUUACACGUUAUACAAGAAAUACUUUAGUAUUACACAUGUCGAUUCAUUUCAAUUUCGAAUGGAAGAAUCGGUGAAGGUACAGGAGAAGGAAGAAAAGGUUGAAGAGAAAACAAGUGAGAGUGAAAAGGAGAACGAGACGAAGAAUGUCAAAAAGUCUAAGAAACGCAAAGUUAAGAAGAAAGUUGAGGGUGAGGAGAAUCAAGUUCAGUCUACGACAUUGAAGGAAGAGAAGAUUGAAGAUGUUCAAACGAUUGUGAAAACGACGACGAAGAAGAUUAAGACACAGAAAACAUGUGAUGUUGAGACUGAAGCAGUGAGUAGUGAACAGUCGAAGCAGGAGAAGAAAAAUGAUCUUACUGAGAUGAAGAGUGGUCAAAAAUUUAAACGCUGCACUUCUUGCGGGGGAUUCGGCAAAGGGUUGGUAUCGAAAGACAAAACGUUAUGUGGCCAUUGUGAGCGUGAUCAGAAAAGCCAAAGGAAAUCGGCGAUUCUGUCGUCGAAGAAGCGUAAAGCUGAGGCUUUAGCUCAAAGUGCUUGGGAGGAGGAGGAAAAGACUGAAGUGAGCAAGAAAGUAACAUUUGGAAAGAGCAAAGCACUUCGACACACUGUGUCAGUUAGACGACUACGAGCGUCAGCCAAACAAGAUAUUGUUGCUCAGGAUAAUAAGGAAAUUAAGAGCGUGCUCAAGACAUCGACACAAGUGGUAGCCAAGAGUCCAAAAAAGAAGACGAGAAGGGGACGAAUGACAGCGGCUGACUUUAUGUAG